Messenger RNA from Acaromyces ingoldii, 2372 nucleotides. RefSeq names its product polyadenylate binding protein. The record is from RefSeq and is a predicted model, not a curated record. Gene Ontology annotation, cellular component: ribonucleoprotein complex. The transcript has 2 exons. Gene Ontology annotation, molecular function: RNA binding. Bases 187 to 2181 code for a protein of 664 amino acids. Lineage: Eukaryota; Fungi; Basidiomycota; Exobasidiomycetes; Exobasidiales; Cryptobasidiaceae.
AAGCAGAAAAUCCCCUCGUCCAUCCCAAGGCCGUUCGAUCUAGUUCGCCUUCACCAUUCACAUCACAUCGCUGCAAGGUACAAAGGACCUAUUCAGCUUCACGACACUUCCUCCUAAUUAUCUCCUCAAAAAAACACCUAGCUUUCCUCUACGAACCUGCCCGUUCCUUUGAUAAAAGCAGAAAAAAUGUCGGCCGCCACCGCCACUUCGCCCGUUGCCAAGCCCGCCGAGGCGACGCAGGAGAACAAUGGAGCGCCCGCCGAGCAGCAGGCUGCCGGUGAGGCCCCCAGCACGACCACCAAUGGUGCUGCUGCCACCGCCGCCACCCCGGCGUCGACCGAGUCCGCUCGGCCUGCGCCUGCCCAGUCGCAGUCGACGAGCAAUGACAGCCAGCCCAACACGUCGCUCUACGUCGGCGAGCUGGACCCCAGCGUGACCGAGGCCAUGCUCUUCGAGAUCUUCAACAUGAUUGGCCCCGUCGCCAGCAUCCGUGUGUGCCGUGACGCCGUGACGCGUCGCUCGCUCGGCUACGCCUACGUCAACUUCCUCAACGCCGCCGAUGGCGAGCGUGCCCUCGAGCAGCUCAACUACUCGCUCAUCCGCAACCGCCCCUGCCGCAUCAUGUGGUCGCAGCGUGACCCUGCUCUGCGCCGCACCGGCCAGGGCAACAUCUUCAUCAAGAACCUCGACGAGGCCAUCGACAACAAGGCCCUGCACGACACCUUUGCCGCCUUUGGCAACAUUCUGUCCUGCAAGGUCGCCAUUGGCGAGAAUGGCUCCCUGGGUUACGGUUUCGUCCACUACGAGACCGCUGAGGCCGCCGAUGCAGCCAUCAGGGCCGUCAACGGCAUGCUGAUGAACGACAAGAAGGUCUUUGUCGGCCACCACGUGCCCAAGAAGGAGCGUGUGCAGAAGAUCGAGGAGGCCCGCUCCCACUUCACCAACGUCUACGCCAAGAACAUCAACCCCGAGGUGACGCAGGAGGAGUUUGACGAGCUCUUUGGCAAGUACGGCCCCGUCACGUCGUGCGCCCUGGCCUUUGACGACGAGGGCAAGAGCCGCGGCUUUGGCUUUGUCAACUACGAGACCCACGACGACGCCCAGCGUGCCGUCAACGAGCUGCACGACAGCGACUACCACGGCCAGAAGCUCUUUGUCGCCCGUGCCCAGAAGAAGGGCGAGCGCGAGGAGGAGCUGCGCCGCGCCUACGAGACGGCCAAGAACGAGAAGCUGUCCAAGUUCCAGGGCGUCAACCUGUACCUCAAGAACAUCCCUGAGGAGUUCGACGACGAGCGCCUCCGCGAGGAGUUUGCGCCGUUUGGCACCAUCACGUCGUGCAAGAUCAUGCGUGCCCAGUCGGGCGUCUCGCGCGGCUUCGGCUUCGUGUGCUACUCUGCUCCCGACGAGGCCAACAAGGCCGUGACGGAGAUGAACGGCAAGAUGAUGGACAACAAGCCCCUCUACGUCGCCCUCGCCCAGCGCAAGGACGUCCGUCGCCAGCAGCUCGAGGCCCAGAUCAUGCAGCGCAACCAGCUCCGUCUCCAGCAGCAGGCUGCCGCUGCCGGUGGCCUCGCCGGUUACCCUGGCCAGCCCAUGUACUACCCUCAGCCUGGUUUCCCCGGCCAGCCUGGUGUCAGCGGCAUGCAGCGUCCCCGCUACGCUCCUGCCGGCAUGAUGCCCCAGGGUAUGCCCAUGGCCGGUCCCUACGGCCAGCCCCCGAGCCAGUUCCCCGGCGGCAUGAUGCCCCAGGGCUACCGUCCUGCUCGCCCUCGUGCCGGCCCCGGCGGUGUGGCACCCCCCGCUGGUGCUCGUCCCCCCAUGAUGAACGGCGUCGGCCGCCCUGGCCAGCCCGCUACGGGUCCCAUGGCUGGACGGCCUGGCCCCGGCGGUCGUCCCGCCAGGCCCCAGGCUUCUCCCGUGGCCCAGCCCGCCCUGACGGCGGCUGCACUGGCCAACGCUGGGCCCGAGGAGCAGAAGCAGAUGCUGGGAGAGGCCAUCUACCCCAAGAUUGCCGCCACUCACGCCGAGCUGGCUGGCAAGCUGACGGGCAUGAUUCUCGAGCUGCCUGUGAGCGAGCUCCUCCACCUCCUCGAGGAUUCCGAGGCCCUGGAUGCCAAGGUCACCGAGGCUCUCGACGUCCUGCGCGAGUUUGAGCAGCAGGAGCAGGAGCCCGAGGCUUGAUUUGUCCUUUCUCCUCCCAAAAUCAAGGAAGAGAAUUUCCUCUCUUCUUUGUCGUGAUUUCGAAUAAUGACCUUAUACUCUCUCUCUCUCUUUCUUUUCGUCGCGGCUCCGGUCGCGUCGAACGGAGAGCGCUCUGAUCUGUACUCUUGUGUAAGCUCGAAUGUGAUUGGACCUGAUUUCAUGAGCCCACC